Sphenostylis stenocarpa is the source of this 882-nucleotide messenger RNA. The record is from the annotation of a GenBank genome assembly. NCBI's taxonomy places the organism in Eukaryota, Viridiplantae, Streptophyta, Magnoliopsida, Fabales, Fabaceae.
AUGCAUGGGGAAGAUGUUAAGGAAGAAGGAGAAGAAAUUAAGGAAGGAGAAGAAGUUAGGGAAAGAGAAGAAGUUUGGGAAGGAGAAGAAGUUUUGGAUGGGAAGAAGUUAAGUAUAAAGAACAAAGAGAUUAUAGUUAACGAUGGAGAAGAAGUUAAGGAAGCAGAAGAAGUUAAGGAGGAUGGAGAAGAAGUUAGGGAAGGAGAAAAAGUUAAGAAUGAAGAACAAGUUAGGGAAGGAGAAGAAGUUAAGGAUGGAGAAAUAGUUUGGGAUGGGGAAGAAGUGAAGGAAAGAGAAGAAGAUAAGGAAGAAGAAGAAGUUUUGGAUGGAGAAGAAGUUAAGGGUAAAGAAGUAAGUAUGGAUGGGGAAGAAGUUUGGGAUGGAGAAGAAGUUAAGGAGGGAGAAAUGAUUAUGGUUGGAGAAGAAGUUAAGGAAGGAGAAGAAAUUAGGGAUGACGAAGAAAGUAAGGAUGGAGAAGAAGUUAUGGACAGAGAAGAUGGUAAAGAAGGAGAAGAAAUUAAGGAAAGAGAAGAAGUUAGGGAAAGAGAAGAAGUUUGGGAUGGAGAAGAAGUUAAGGAUGGAGAACAAGUUUGGGAUGGAGGAGAAGAAUCGAAGUAUGGAGAAGAAAUUAAGGAAGAACAAAAUGAAGUUAAGGAGGAUGUAGAAGAAGUUAGGGAAGGAGAAAAACGUAAGAAUGAAGAUCAAGUUAAGGAAGGAGAAGAAGUUAAGGAUGGAGAAAUAGUUUGGGAUGAGGAAGAAGUGAAGGAAGGAGAAGAAGUUAAGGAAGAAGAAGUUUUGGAUGGAAAAAAGUUAAGGGUAAAGAAGAAAGUAUGGAUGGGGAUGAAGUUUAGGAUGGAGAAGAAGUUAAGGAGGAAGAAAUGA